Messenger RNA from Monomorium pharaonis (pharaoh ant), 2554 nucleotides. RefSeq names its product transmembrane protein 35A. Gene Ontology annotation, biological process: chaperone-mediated protein complex assembly; positive regulation of protein localization to cell surface. The transcript has 4 exons. NCBI's taxonomy places the organism in Eukaryota, Metazoa, Arthropoda, Insecta, Hymenoptera, Formicidae. Gene Ontology annotation, cellular component: endoplasmic reticulum. Bases 282 to 749 code for a protein of 155 amino acids. The record is from RefSeq and is a predicted model, not a curated record.
GCUUCGCUUCAGAAGCGAACAGAGAACUACAGAGGACGUCGGGAUGACCCGCGCUGUGGACGUCGUCAUCGCCGUCGCCGUCGCGGCUGCCUAUUAACGCGCCUUCCGACUCGCGAGCAUGUGCUCGUAAACACGCGGUGCUCCUCGCCGCCGGUCCUCCGCCUCGACGACGAGAGCAAGAUCCGCGCGCUCAGUCGCGGUCGUCCGCGCCGCGUUUACUUCCGGUGAUAAUCGAUCGGCGGUGUUUUUUGCACGAGUAAUUCGCAACUAGGCUGUCGAAGAUGUCUAUAGUGCUCAAGUCGCUUUCGGUGCUCCUCGGCAUAUUCUUCGUCUUCGUCGGCACCAUGAAACUGACGUCGCACAUCAGCAAAGACUUGCACAAGGACCUGAGGAAAGAAUAUGUCAAGUACGCAAAAGUAUUUCCGCUCUCAGGAACACUUGACUUCAAAGUACCAAGCAAAUGGUAUCGAAGAGUUGUCGGGUCACUCGAAAUCAUCUGCGGCCUCGCUAUGGCAAUUAUUCCAAGUCACAAAGUUAAGAACUUAUCGAACACGGUGCUGUGUCUCUUGAUGCUGAUGGCCGUGUACUCUCACUACAUGGUCAACGAUAAAUUCGAGAGAAUCGCCCCGGCACUGGUAUUCUUCUUUAUGUUGACGGGGCGACUGGUCAUCGACUGGCAGCUCAGGCGAGAAGAGGCGAAAUCGGUGACGGCGAACGGUGUCGAUGAUAAAACUAAGAAGCAAGACUGAACGGGAUUAUGGUUGGAAAACGUGUUGUCUGUUUUCACAUUAAAACCACUUAAUUCCGCGAUUUUAUUUCUGGGAUAUUGAUUUUGUGAAAAAUUAAUUUAUAUUAAUUUCGAGAGUCCCAUUCUUCCAAAAAUUAAACAUUUCUCAAGGCACCGUUACCUUUUUGGUUUCUUUUUUGGUUUACAUGUAAAAAAAUUCGAUACGCAAUAAAGAACUAUGUAAUGUGAAGGAAGAAAGAAAACGAUGAUUUUGAAUUCUGUGGAUUAGGCUUGUAAAAAAUAUAUGCCUCAAAAUGAAAGCAAGAUGAGAAAUAUGUAUAAUUUACUUUUAAUGUAAUUCACUUUUAAUCACUUUAAUGUAAUUAGUGAGAUUAAUUUUUAUUGCACUUUACGUGUUACUCUGCGCACUAUAUUGCAAUAUAGUUUGCAGAAUAAAAAGUGAGUGUCUUUAAGACGCAAUAAGAUGUAUAAUUAAGUGAAGUUAUGUAAAAAAGAAACAUCCAUUUUUAGUCUUUAGACGGAUUAUUUUUUAUCGCUGAUGCGGAUCGCUUGAUAAAUAUGCGAUAUGUAUUUUUUCGAUGAAUAAUAAUUUAAUGACAAUUAAAAACUUAUAAUGACUUGAUUUUUAAUACUGAUAGCAAUUGCAGUGUGAUGUGAACGGUAAAUAUUGUUUCCAAUAAUUAAUAAUUGGUUAGUUCUGCAAUAUCGGUCCAUUAAGACACCAUUGCAUUAAUGUCGAUUGUCGUUGGCCAUGAUUAAAGAAGUGAUCUUUCUCUAUUUAUAUUAUAGUAAAGACAAAUACAAAAAUGACAAAUCAUCGCAACCAAAACACAAUUAAUUACAUACUCUGUAUCAGUAAAAUUAAUUUUAAAAAUAAGUCAGUUUGACUUAUUCUAGUUUUCUUUGUUUCUUUUAGUCCUGUUUAGUCUUUUUAAAGUUGAUGGUUAUUAUAUCAUAUUGUAUUUAAACGAUAUCAUACAGGGUUACAUAUCCCAGAAUUCUCAAAUCAAAAGAAAUUUUCUCGAAAAAUUAAAUAAAAAUUUAAUAAAAUAGGUAUUCGUAAAUUUUUAUUUUAAGUAGUAAUUUUUUAAGUAUAAGAGCUUAAAGUUUUAUAUAUAUAUAUCAAUUAAAGAUUACGUUUAGACGAUCAUGUCACGCAAUCGCUAAUACUAUCGCAUACGCAAUUUACGGAUAUGCGACUGUCUAAAUGUAAAUUUAUGAUUGGCCACACAGCUCAAAACUCUUACGUCUCAAGAACUAUGAUUGAAAUAAAAAUGUAUAGAUAACUAUUUUACUUAAUUUUUUAAAAACUUUUUGAUUCAUGAAUUUCGGGACAUCACGUAUAAAACAUUAUAAAAUUGUAAUAUAUAAGCAGCUACAUGAUAUAAAUAAUAUAGAAUAUUAAUAUAAUAUAAAUAAUUAAACUAGAGAUACUCUUAUUAAACAAAUAAUUAUAAAUGUAUAAAAUAUAAAGACUUAUAAUAAAAAUAGUCCAUAAAAGGCUAUAAUAUAAAUUAUUGGCUAGCUAUAGUAUAAAUAGAGAAAGCAAUUUAAUCUGCUAAAUAUAAUACAAAUCGACAUUAAUGCGAAUCAUGACACUAGCUUAAGCACGAGGUACUAACUGCCACUUGAAUGAAUGUGUUCUUAUAUGUACCGUGCGAGCGUGCGUUUAUGGACGUAUAGAAAAGAUUUCUUAGUAAUUGAGAUAAAUGUGCGCACUAGCUUUAAUUUAUUUCUUAAAAUCUUCACACGUGCGAAUAACGAGUGUGAUCAGACAAUUUGAUAAAUAAAACUAAAAUUAAACUA